This is a messenger RNA of Salarias fasciatus (jewelled blenny), 368 nucleotides long. It is a transcript of the gene cart2, whose product is annotated as cocaine- and amphetamine-regulated transcript 2. NCBI's taxonomy places the organism in Eukaryota, Metazoa, Chordata, Actinopteri, Blenniiformes, Blenniidae. Gene Ontology annotation, molecular function: neuropeptide hormone activity. The transcript has 3 exons. The record is from RefSeq and is a predicted model, not a curated record. Gene Ontology annotation, biological process: positive regulation of MAPK cascade; adult feeding behavior; G protein-coupled receptor signaling pathway. The coding region runs from base 54 to 365 and encodes 103 amino acids.
GGACCCGCCGUUGUUUGUUUGUUUGUUUGUUUGUUUACAGUCUGUUUGGAGACAUGUGGGCGCGAGCCGUGCUGUGCGCGGCACUGCUGUCCGCGCUGUGUCCGCGCGGCUGGACGGAAGCCGAGAGGGAGCCGAGAGACGUUCAGGAGCCGCGGUACAACCCGAACAGACUGCUCGGGGCGCUGCACGAGGUCCUGGAGAAGCUGCAGACGAAGAGGAUCAACCCCUGGGAGAAGAAGUACGGCCAGGUUCCCUCUUGUGACCUGGGCGAGCACUGCGCCGUCAGGAAAGGAUCUCGCAUCGGGAAGAUGUGCGACUGUCCCCAGGGAGCGUUCUGCAACUUCUUCCUGCUGAAGUGCUUAUGAGCC